UAUUGGAUUUAAGACCAGUGGACACGCUAGACGAAGAGAAAAAAAAAAAGACUUGUAUAUUUAUAGAUUACUUUGGCAAACAGAAGUCUUGGCAAGAACAAAAUGCAUCAUUGGAUGAAGGGACUACUCACAAGAAUAAAACUAGUUUCCUCUGCCUCUGCAAAAAGGCGGGCGAAAGAGCAGGACUAUUAUUUAGAGAAUGGAGGUCUAGUGCUGGAGGAGCUUCUUGGUUUAUGUGAUGGAAAUUGCCGAAUUCCCAUCCGUUACUUCAGUGCCAUGGAGAUCGAGAGGGCAAUAAAACACUCUGAAAGCAAAAUGGAUCCAUCCGGUGUGAAUUUGAUUACAGGCUCGCUGAACAACCGGCUCGUUUUAGUAAGGUUGUCUGGCAGUAAUAUCUACCGAGAUAUAGCAAUUACUGCUCAGAUGAGCUAUCUCAAGAAUGUGCUGAGACUUGUCGGUUGCUGCCAAGAAUUUGAAUCACCAGUUAUGGUGUAUGAAUAUGUUGAAGGUAUAUCUCUUAAAGAUCUACUUAUCAAAAAGGGUAAUCAUGAUCAAACUAGAAAAGCAUUGUCUUGGGGAAAUAGAUUACGGAUUUCCAAUGCGGUCGCUUCAGCAGUCGUUUUUCUCAACACCGAAUUUACUACGCCAAUCAUCCACAGAAAUAUAAAGCCAGGGAAUGUGAUAAUAGAUCAGAAUAGCGGCGUUGCCAAAAUAGUAGACUUCUCAUUGUCCAUAUCAUUGCCUCCAGGUAAAUUGGAGGUAGAAGAUACUCCGUGCGGAACAUACGGGUACGCAGAUCCAGAAUAUGUCUCCCUGGGUAUUGUUACUCAUAAAACUGACGUCUACAGCUUCGGGGUUCUUCUCUUUGUGCUAUUAACUGGAAAGCAAUUGUCGAAUACUAUAACUUCCAAUAGGGAAGAGGGUAAUGCUAUGGAUCCACUCGACAUUUUAAGCCCCUAUGUUAGAGAGGCUAAUGUAAUGGAUGUAACGGAUCCUGCCAUUUUGGAAGAGCAUGGAAUUGAGAUUCAUCAACAAUUGGAAGACUACUGGGAUCUUGUUAAAAAAUGCACAACUUACAAGGGGGAAGAUAGACCAUACAUGAUUCAUGUUGCAAGGGAAUUACGCCGAAUUGACAAGUGUUACUGUGCCCUCACUCUUGGUCAGAAAUAAAUGUCUGUUUUGCUCCCGUCAUGUUUUUUUUUCCCGAAUUUUACCGUUAUAAUAUUUAUGUUGAACAAAAAUGAGAACUAUAGACAAUGCAAUUGCCAAUUUGAUGUUUCUUUUGCUCUA
Lycium ferocissimum is the source of this 1290-nucleotide messenger RNA. RefSeq names its product non-functional pseudokinase ZED1-like. The record is from RefSeq and is a predicted model, not a curated record. Gene Ontology annotation, biological process: cell surface receptor signaling pathway; protein phosphorylation. The transcript has a single exon. Gene Ontology annotation, molecular function: protein serine/threonine kinase activity; ATP binding. Gene Ontology annotation, cellular component: plasma membrane. The coding region runs from base 103 to 1170 and encodes 355 amino acids. NCBI's taxonomy places the organism in Eukaryota, Viridiplantae, Streptophyta, Magnoliopsida, Solanales, Solanaceae.